Messenger RNA from Volvox carteri f. nagariensis, 411 nucleotides. RefSeq lists its product as uncharacterized. Gene Ontology annotation, biological process: tetrahydrofolate biosynthetic process. The annotation marks the transcript as partial. Gene Ontology annotation, molecular function: dihydropteroate synthase activity. NCBI's taxonomy places the organism in Eukaryota, Viridiplantae, Chlorophyta, Chlorophyceae, Chlamydomonadales, Volvocaceae. The record is from RefSeq and is a predicted model, not a curated record. The transcript has 3 exons.
AUGGCCAUUCUAAAUGUAACGCCAGACAGCUUUUCCGAUGGCGGUCGGCAUUCGGGCAGUGUAGCGGCGGCGGUGGCCGCGGCGGAGGCCAUGGUUUCGGAGGGUGCCGACCUGAUUGACGUGGGGGGGCAGUCCACUAGGCCCGGUGCCCCUCGAGUCAGCCCCCAGGAGGAGCUCGCGCGGGUGAUGCCCGUAUUGCGGGCAAUUCGCGCCUCCCCACGGCUACGUGCCGUACCGGUCAGUGUGGACACGUUCUAUUCGGACGUGGCGAGGGAGGCUGUGGCGGGGGGGUGGGCCCACCUGGUGAACGACGUGUCGGGCGGGGCAGCGGAUGCCGCCAUGUUCCGUACGGUGGCGGACCUCGGCGUGCCGUACAUCCUGAUGCACAUGCGGGGCGAACCUGCUACCAUG